CCAUUGAAAAAGUAUGGUGGUUAUGGUUUCACGUACUGGCCGGCAUUUGCAGCGUUAUAACAAGGGUCGUCGCCAAGUUGUUGGGUGUAUACCGUACAGAUAUAAAGAUAUUAUUGACCUAUCUAUGGCGGAUGAAGAUGCGUUUGAAGUUCUUCUCAUAAGUCCUCAGAGAAAAGGAAAAGGAUUGUUGUUUCCAAAGGGAGGUUGGGAAAAGGAUGAAACAAUUGAAGAUGCAGCAAGACGCGAGACAAUAGAGGAAGCUGGUGUUUGCGGUGAUAUUGAGAGGAAAAAUCAGUAACCUCCUCUCCACCUGUUAGAAGAUCAAUAUCAACAGAUAGAGGUGCUCACAUCAGAAGCAGAAUGAAGCCAGAAACACUUGAAAAUCAACUGCCCUUUCCUGCUAGAGUUCCUGUCGUCUGUUACCAAAAGUAAACUUGUCUUGAACACGUAUGUCCGACUUUUUGUCUUGAUUCAUAAUCAAAAUUUAAAGACACGCAAUUCUUGAUCUUUUUGUCUUGAAGCAGAAGUGAGUUGCUCUAGUGGUGAGCAUCCUCCACUUCCAACCAAGAGGUUGUGAGUUCGAAUCACCCCAAAAGCAAGGUAGCUAGUUCUUGGAUGGAGGGAGCCGAGGGUCUAUCGGAAACAGCCUCUCUACCCCAGGGUAGUGUAAGGUCUGCGUACACACUAUCCUCCCCAUACCCCACUAGUGAGAUUAUACUGGGUUAUUGUUGUUGUUUUUUCAUAUCCACCCAUAAACAUAAACAAAAGUAAUUAGCAACAAAUCUCUUGUAUAUGUUUUGAGGACAAUGAACCUGAAUGUUGUCCUUUGUAAAGAAAUUAAUACAGAAUAUUAGCAUUAUAUAUGAUCAUAUCUUGUUCUCAUUUUGCUGAAAUUGGAACCUUGUAUUUCACUUACGUUUUUCACAUGUAUUCAGCCUUAUUUUGGACGACUAUGUGAAGGAAUCCUUAUAAACAACCAAAACUAAAACAGAAAAUAUGCAUCUCACUAAGCAGUAGAAUGAGUUAAACCCUUCCCUAUUGUUAUUAAUAAUAAGAUUAACACUGUUAUUUUACACCAUUGCCAAAUCACAGGCAAUGACCUCAGCUUUGCUGAGUACAAUACAAAUGG
Nicotiana tabacum (common tobacco) is the source of this 1129-nucleotide messenger RNA. Lineage: Eukaryota; Viridiplantae; Streptophyta; Magnoliopsida; Solanales; Solanaceae. The record is from RefSeq and is a predicted model, not a curated record.